This is a messenger RNA of Astyanax mexicanus (Mexican tetra), 6151 nucleotides long. RefSeq names its product extended synaptotagmin-like protein 1a (gene esyt1a). The coding region runs from base 237 to 3452 and encodes 1071 amino acids. Gene Ontology annotation, molecular function: lipid binding. The record is from RefSeq and is a predicted model, not a curated record. NCBI's taxonomy places the organism in Eukaryota, Metazoa, Chordata, Actinopteri, Characiformes, Acestrorhamphidae. The transcript has 31 exons. Gene Ontology annotation, biological process: lipid transport.
ACCAGCCGCCCAGAUAAAACCCCAGCCCAGCCCCGGCAGCAGAAGCAGCAGCUCUGCUAUGUUUGUUUAAGAGACAGUUAGCUUCUGUUUUAAUCCUAAAAAAUACUUUAAUUUGAUAACGCCCAGCCUUCAAUAGCCUCAGCCAGCCCGGUCGUGUUUAUGAGCCGCGGACGUCGCAGCUGAGCUCCGGAGGCGGCGGGGGGAGAGUAGCGGUCUGGCGGGGCAGAGACGUGGCCAUGGCCGCUGGAGAGGAUGCGGGUUCGGCUGUAAGCGCGGAGACGGCGGGGCAGCACGCCGUGUCGGUGCUGCUGGCCUUCGGAAAGUGCCUGGGCGCGCUGCUGCCCGUCUACCUGGCCGGAUACUUCGGGCUGAGCCUGAGCUUCGUGGUGAUCGGCCUCAUGGUGUAUCUGGGAUGGAGGCAGCACCGCGACGGUAAGCAGGCGAGGCUGAACACCGCCAUGUACGCUCAGGAGAACGAGCGGGACUUCACCACCGGCCGCCUCUACAGGAGCCGGAGAGACCUUCCCGCCUGGGUUAAUUUCCCAGAUGUGGAGAAAGUUGAAUGGCUAAAUAAGAUCCUGCAGCAGGCCUGGCCAUUUGUAGGCCAGUAUUUGGAGAAACUGCUUGUGGAGACGAUUGCCCCGACAAUCAGGGGCACCAGCCCCCACCUUCAAACCUUCAGCUUCACCAAAGUGGACCUGGGUGACAAGGCCAUGAAGGUGGUUGGAGUAAAGGCUCACACUGAGCACGAUAAGCGUCAGGUGUUACUAGACCUUUAUAUCAGCUAUGCUGGAAAUGUGGAGAUCAAUGUGGAGGUAAAGAAGUACUUUUGCAAAGCGGGAGUGAAAGGAAUUCAGCUUCAUGGAAAGCUGAGGGUGAUCCUGGAGCCUCUGAUUGGAGAUGUUCCUCUUGUUGGAGCUAUCACCAUGUUCUUCAUCCGCAGGCCUAAGUUGGACAUCAAUUGGACAGGGUUAACCAAUUUACUGGACAUCCCAGGAGUGAGUGCUGUGUCGGACACUAUGGUAAUGGAUGCUAUCGCCUCUUUCCUGGUGCUUCCCAACCGCCUCACUGUUCCAUUGGUGGCCGACCUGCACGUAGCGCAGCUCCGCUCCCCUCUGCCUCGGGGUAUCGUGAGGAUCCACCUGCUGGAAGCAGAGAACCUGGCUCCUAAAGACAACUUCAUGAAAGGUAUGAUCGCCGGCAAGUCGGACCCUUACGCCGUGCUGAGGGUGGGCACCCAGGCCUUCACCUCCCACCAUGUGGACAACAACCUCAACCCGCAGUGGAGGGAGAUGUAUGAGGUGAUAGUUCAUGAGGUUCCGGGGCAGGAGCUGGAGGUGGAGGUGUUUGAUAAGGACCCUGAUCAAGAUGAUUUCCUAGGAAGGGUGAAGUUGGACUUGGGUCUUGUAAAGAAAGCAAGAGUCUUGGAUGAGUGGUUUACUCUGAAGGACGCACCAUCUGGCAAAGUUCAUCUCAGGCUGGAGUGGCUCUCGCUGCUGCCGUCUGCAGAGCGCCUCACUGAGGUACUCCAAAGGAACCAGAACAUCACCGUCUCCAGUAAAACAGCUGACCCCCCCUCUGCUGCCAUCUUGACCGUGUACCUGGACCGGGCACAGUAUCUACCUAUGAAGAAAGGAAAUAAGGAUCCCAGCCCCAUGGUGCAGCUCUCUGUGCAGGACACCACCAAAGAGAGCAGGACAACAUAUGGAACCAACAACCCGGUGUGGGAGGAUGCUUUUACCUUUUUCAUCCAAGACCCGCGCAAACAGGAUCUGGACAUUCAGGUGAAAGAUGAUGACCGGUCUCUGACUCUGGGCACUCUGUCCAUCCCUCUGUCCCGCCUGCUCUCCAGUGCUGAACUCAACAUGGACCAGUGGUUCCAGCUGGACAGCUCUGGACCCGCCAGUCGCAUCUCCCUGAAUGUUAUAAUGAGGGUUUUAUGGCUGAACGAGGAACCCACCAGCCCAGUGUCUCCAGAGCCAUCUUCUCCAUUUCCUGGUGAUGGAGAGGACGGUGUUAUAUCAGAGAUCACCACCGGAGGAGCCAGUGUGUCACCAACCCCAACACGUCCAGAGAAGACCAGUCCAGAUUCCAGCUUCGCCACUGAGGGUGUCCUGCGGAUUCACCUGGUGGAGGCCCAGAACCUUGUCGCCAAAGAUAACUUCAUGGGAGGCAUGGUGAAGGGGAAAAGCGACCCCUAUGUGAAGAUUCGGGUGGGAGGGCUGACCUUCAAGAGUCGUGUUAUAAAAGAAAACCUGAACCCAGUUUGGAACGAACUGUAUGAGGUCAUCCUCACAACACUCCCAGGACAGGAGGUGCAGUUUGAUCUGUACGACAAAGAUGUGGAUCAAGAUGAUUUCCUGGGCAGAUUUAAGCUGAGUCUAAGUGACCUUAUCAGCGCCCAGUACACUGAUCAGUGGUACACCCUGAAUGAUGUAGAAAAGGGGCGGGUCCAUAUGAAGAUGGAAUGGCUGCCAAAAGUUUCAGACCCCAGCAGACUAGAACAGAUAAUGCGUUACCAGUCUCAGCAGUCGUAUGCCAAUAAAGCAGUGCCCUCUGCAGCCAUACUGUUUGUGUAUGUGGAGCGAGCACAUGGUCUUCCUUUGAAGAAGAGUGGAAAAGAGCCGGUAGCUGGAGCAGAGCUGUCAAUCAAAAAUACUUCUUACAGAACUAAACUCGCUGAUCGAUCUACAUCUCCAUGCUGGGAUGAGACGUUCAGUUUUCUGAUUCACGACCCUUCAGACGAGAUGCUGACUAUCAGGCUCUUUCACAGCUGGGGUCAGCCUCUGGGUGCAGUGGUGGUGGCUGUGAAGGAGAUGUUAGCAGAGCCGGAGUUGGUUCUGGAUCGCUGGUUGACUCUGGAUGGAGCUUUACCUGAGAGUCAGAUACUGAUCAGAGCAGAGCUGAGGCUUUUAGACUCUAAAUUGGAAAAUUCUGGUGAAGGAACAAACAGCAGUGGUGAGGUGGAGCAUAUGAUUCCCAGGGCGGAGCCAGAACCAGCAGCCAAUCAGGAGAUCCGACAGAGAUCAGUCCAGGGAGGUGGACAGGCUGAAGCCAGUGGGCGGGGUCAAGUCAAACUUUCUAUUGCUUACUCUACUAAAGAGAACAGACUGGUCAUCACAGUGCACGCAUGCAGGAAUCUUACAGCUUGCUCUAAAGAUGGCUCCGAUCCCUACGUCUCCUUCCUCCUUCAGCCUGAUAAAAACAGAAGCACCAAAAGAAAGACCAGCGUGAAGAAGCGAGACCUCAAUCCUGAGUUUAAUGAGAGGUUUGAUUUUGACUUGUCUCUGGAGGAGUCCACACACAGACGCCUUGACCUGUCCGUGAAGAACAGCGUGUCUUUCAUGAGCCGUGAAAAAGAGCUGAUUGGGAAGCUUCUUUUAGACCUGAACCAGCUGGACCUGAAGGCAGGCGUCUCACAGUGGUUUGACUUAACAGAGGAGAGCAGCUAAUCUGGCAUUUGUGUGUUUUUACACAACGAUGCCUUCAACUUCACUUCACUCUUCUAACGCGCCUGUUUCUCCCAGGCUGCACUGCUGUACCUGCAUCUGCAUGACGCAACUGCAACUGUCACUUUACCUGUAUGGCUUUAGAGCUGUGGGACCAGUGAUUGUAGAAAAGUUCGUUUUAUGGUCUGAAUUCUGUAGUUAAUGUAGUUUUAUCUUCAGCGAUACCAAAUGCAUUUAAGGCACGCUUAAUGUUACGGUCAGUGCACGUCGUUUGCCAUUUUGCAAAUUUGCACCAAGAAAGCCUUUAAAAAUACGUUUGUCAAGGGAACAGUUUAAACAAGAAAAAACGAAUGCCAACAAGCAGAACGCUCUUUAAUCAGAAGGGUGUUUUUGAUGCAAGUUUUAUUCCUUAUUUUAUCUUUUAACUCACUUUUAUUUACCCGUAUCAUUGUUGCGCUAUGCAACAAGUAUAUUGUUUGCCUGAUUUUUAUAUCAUUCUUCUGCUAUCAGUUUUCUUUUUAACUUUCUGUUGGAUUUCUAACAUGUAUCACAGUUUCUCGUUGUGUGAUGUGUGCUUGCAUACAGCUUUGUGAUCAGAUCACAUGGGAUAACCUAGCAAGCACUUGACAACACCUCAGCAACCACCCGAGACAACAUAGAAACUCCCUAACAACUACUAAGUAAUGUCAGUGACGACUGCAUGAAAUACCAUAGCAAUCACCUUACCACACUGUAGUGUCCAUCAGCGUCCAAUUUGCAAUAACAUAGCAACCACCUGGGAUACCAUAGUAAUAUUUUUUCCAAGCACCAUAUCGACCACUUAGCAACCGUAUAGAAACCACCCAGCAAUGACUUUGCAACAACAUAGAAACCACCUGGGAUAACAUAGUAAUCAUUUCCAAGCAGCAUAUCAAUCACUUAGCAACCGUAUACAAACCGCCCAGUAAUGGCUUUGCAAAAAACAUAGCAACCACCUGGGAUACCAUAGUCCUCUUUUCACAGCACCACAGCAACCACCCAGCAUUGACUUUGUAACAACAUAGCAACCACCUGAAAUACCACAUUCUUAAUUUUACAGCACCACAGCAACCACUUAGCAACCGUAUUAGAAACCACCCAGUAAUGACUUUGCAACAACAUAGCAACCACCUGGAGCAGCAUAUUCAUCAUUUCCCAGCACCAUAUCAACCACUUAACCGUCAUUUAUCAGCCAUCAAACGAUGACUUUGCAACAAUAUAUCAACCUCUUAUGAUACCAUAGUAACCAGUGGAAGUUACUUUAGAUGUUUAAACAUGCUUCAUUUUCUCUAAUUCCAAGAAAAGCACUUUUUUAAUUUGAAAUAUAUUUCCACAUUUCUCACUUAUUUUGUGUUUUAUCAUUUUCAUUUAUUCUCUUUUUAUCUUAUGUUUGAAUUUCAUAUAAGAGCUUUAUACUCAGAUAGAAACAGGUGGAUGUUUGAUGCUUUAAAGAAGAGUUUUAUAUGUAUAAAUGUCUUAUUACUGUUUCUUUGGGAUCUGGGUGUCAGAGUGUCACACUUCGUAGCUGUACAAGAAAAUAUUCCAGUCAGAAAAUGAUUCUGUAUUUCAUGGCUAAGCUUAUAUUUUUUAUUUCUUGUAGUAUUUUUGGUUUGUAUAUAUUGUUUUCUUUAUUUUUAGCCUGAUGCAUAUUUGCUUAAAGUCUGGGAAAGUGUUUGUCCAAUUUGUUUUAAACUCUGAAUUAAGGAGAAAGUUUACUUUUAUGUAUAUCAGACUUGCUCAUAUUGGCCAUAACAUUAAAACUACCUCCUUUUUUUAUUUUGCACUCAAUAUCAAUUGUAUCAGGUGCACUAUAUAGUAUAACAAUAACAAUAUCAAUCAAUAUUUGGUGGAAUAGCCCUGUUUUUUCAUCACAAAUGUCAUGCAUCUUGGCAUCAUGUUCUCCUCCACCAGUCUCACACACUGCUUUUGGAUAACUUUAUGCUGCUUUACUCCUGGUGUAAAAAUUCAAGCAGUUCAGUUUGGUGGUUUGAUGGCUUGUGAUCAUCCAUCUUCCUCUUGAUUUUAUUCCAGAGGUUUUCAAUUUGGUAAAAUCAAAGAAAAUCUUCAUUUUUAGGUGGCCUAUUAUUAUCAUUAUUAUUUUUUCCAGCACUGUAAAUAUAAAGUGCAUCUAUAUGAUCAAUGGAACUGAUACAACAAAUGGAUGGAGAGUGCAGAAACUUGGAGUUGGUUCUAAUGUUAUGGCUGAUUUUGAUGUUCUGAAGGUUGCCUUAAGGUUGUGUUUUAAAAGAUUUAUAUUUUAUGUACACGGUAUUGUAAGACCACUGAUUUGCUGUUACAGACUGGUAGUCAAACAUAAUUACUGAUAGAUGUAACUGAUACACUAUAAAAAUGAAGAUGCUUAAAAUUGUUAAUAGAAGAACCAUAUUAGUAUUAGAUAUGAGUUAGAAUUACCCUUUUGAAGGCUUAUUUUAAAAAAUGGGGCUUCACUGACCAACUAUUCUUAACAACGAAGAUUAAGUUAUUUUUAUGAAAAUGUUCUAAUAACAUUAUGAUGGAUACCAUUAUUACUUUGCAUGUUUUCAGAAAAAAAACAUUGCUAAACGUUCUUGUAACAUUCUUUUAUUAGGGAAGUAAAUUUCAGUCAAAAAUGAGGGAUUAAGUCAGUAUUUUGUAGGUUCACCUCUUGAUUAUGUCUGAUUAGGUGUCAUAUAUAUAUAUAUAUA